CACUCUUGUUGAGUCGGUGUGAAAGCUCAUAAUUUCCACUCAAAUGCGCUUGUCGUUUCGGCUCAUGAUGUCUGAAGCAGUUAAAACCUUCGACUAUCUUGUGAUCGGCGGUGGAUCUGGUGGUUUGGCAAGUGCAAGAAGGGCUUCUUCUCUUGGUGCAAAAGCCGCUGUUAUCGAGCAUGGGAGACUUGGUGGAACUUGUGUAAAUGUUGGCUGUGUUCCAAAGAAGGUGAUGUUUAAUACAGCUGUCCAUGCUGAAUACAUUCAUGACCAUGCUGAUUAUGGCUUUGAUGUCACUUUUAAUAAAUUCUCUUGGGCGACAGUUAAGAACUCCAGAGAUGCAUAUAUCAAGAGAUUGAAUGGCAUUUAUGAGAACAAUUUAAAAAAGGACAAUGUUGAGUACAUUCCUGGUCAUGCUGUUUUCACACCGGAAGGAAACAUCAAAGUUGGGGACACUGUGUACAGUGGCAAACACAUAUUGAUUGCUUGUGGUGGAAGGCCAACAGUACCUGCAUUUCCAGGCUGUCAGUAUGGAAUCACCAGUGAUGGCUUCUUUGAGUUGGAGGAUCUGCCAAAGAAAACUGCGGUUAUUGGAGCAGGAUACAUUGCCGUGGAGUUAGCAGGAAUACUAAAUGCAUUAGGCUCUAAAGUGUCAUCUUUCAUCAGAUAUGACAGGGUGCUUCGAACCUUUGACUCCAUGCUAAGUGAAGGAGUUACCAAUGAAAUGGUCAAGGCUGGAAUUGAUCUCCAAACUCAUAUGUCUAUCCAGGAGAUCACAAAAGAUAGUGGAAGUGGUCUGAUGACUGUGCAUGCUUUGAAAAACAAGGAAGAUAAGGUGGCUCUGUCAGGUUUUGACUGCAUUAUACUCGCCAUCGGAAGAGGUCCAAAUACUGACAUCCUUGGAUUAGGUGGUCUGGGAAUAGAUAUGGAUGCCAAAGGGCAUAUAAUAGUCGACGAGUUCCAAAACACAUCAAGGACUGGUGUAUAUGCCUUAGGAGAUGUGUGUGGUAAAGCUUUACUCACCCCAGUGGCCAUUGCAGCCGGCAGAAGACUUGCUCACAGACUGUUUGACGGACAAAAAGAUUUGAAGUUAGACUACAAUAACAUCCCCACUGUGGUUUUCAGUCAUCCACCUUUAGGAACUGUGGGUCUAACACAAGAGGAAGCAGAGGCCAAGUAUGGAAAAGACAAAAUCAAGGCUUACAAGACUUCGUUCACUAACAUGUAUCAUGCGUUCACACACCGAAAGACUAGCACCAUGAUGAAACUAGUGUGUCUUUUGCCAGAAGAGAAGAUUAUUGGUCUGCAUAUUCUUGGAAUAGGCUGUGACGAGAUGCUGCAGGGUUUUUCCGUGGCGGUCAAAAUGGGGGCGACAAAGAAAGAUUUUGAUGAUACCGUGGCAAUUCAUCCUACGUCUUCCGAAGAACUGGUCACAAUGCGUUGAUCGAGAAAAAAAAAAACUUACCCUUACUGUUUACAAAAUUGCGUCACUCACCGACAAUUGCUCUUGUUCUACAAUUGGUUGAAGUCACGUGGUCACUAGGGUGACUCAUAACUCUUUUCGUGACUGGAUCAGACAACUCUGUAUGAUGCAUCAACCUCGCUCCCAGGCUCUCUCUCUCUCUUUUGCCUCCCUUAAAGUGAGGUAAAGGAGAGAGAGCCUGGGAACGAGGUGGAUGACGCAUAAGUGUUGUAGAAUGGUCGUUUCAAAACUUCUUAGGUUUUUAAUAAAUAUCACAUUUUUCCAUUA
Molecule: messenger RNA, 1750 nt
Organism: Orbicella faveolata
Lineage: Eukaryota; Metazoa; Cnidaria; Anthozoa; Scleractinia; Merulinidae
Product: glutathione reductase, mitochondrial-like
Biological process (GO): cellular response to oxidative stress; cell redox homeostasis; glutathione metabolic process
Cellular component (GO): mitochondrion; cytosol
Molecular function (GO): NADP binding; flavin adenine dinucleotide binding; glutathione-disulfide reductase (NADPH) activity
Source: RefSeq, a predicted model, not a curated record